UCUCAUCGCUCCCCCUUCUCAGAGUAGCGUAGCGAUAUAUUAGCCUAAUCCAUGGCGGUUUCACGAUAAAUAAUCAGAAAACCCUCAGUAAGAAAUCUCAGUCAUCUUACUGUAUAUUCUUCAAAUCUGUAUAUGUUACUUCAUUAAUGUCAUCAAUCUAUUUAAUCUCUUCUUAUAUUCCAGAACUUUCAUAUUCAGAUGACCAAGGUAACACGUUCUGGUCGCAUAAUGAAGGGCGUGAAUGAUGAAAGCAGCUCUAAGCAACUUGCUGAUAAAGGUGUAACAUCAGGAUCUCCAUCGACAGAUACAGUAUUAGCUUUAAGAAGGUCGCCUAGAGACACAACUCCGAAGAAGCAGAGUCCAGCAAGUACUCCAAGUACAAAGAAUUCAGAAAGAAUCGAGAAAAAUACUCCACAGACUACACCAAGUAAGAGGAAAUCUGAGCGACUGGAGAAACUAAAUAUGCCGAGCCCACUGAGAAGAUCUGAUAAAGAUGGCAGAAAUCAUUCAUUAAGUGUAUCAGGUUCAAAGAACUCGGAGAAUAGUUCGAGUUCCUUAGAAAACAGAAGUAAAGGGGAGCGAGAGAAACCUGAAGAAAAUACCACAGUGAAGUCCAAAGAUGUGAAGGGGAAUGCCAGUAAGAAAUUGAGUGCCGUUAAGUACAGGGCAUCCUUGCUCAAGACCCAGGGCAAGAAGGAUAAGAACUCAGAUAAGAAGCUUAAAGUGCUCAGUGAUUUGCCUCAAGGGGUUAGCGAGGAAAAAGGAGUUGGUUGUUCCAUGAAGGUUGAGCAUGGAGGUCAUCGCGGUGGAGUAAAGGUUGGGGAAGUGAGAGAAAAACUACCCUCAUGCUUGAACACUGUUGAGCUGUCUGGAUCUAAAAGGAUAAGGCUGGAAAUGAGUUCCAAUAGUGCCCCCCUGGAUGAUGGAGUGAUCUGUGCUUCUGCUGCUGACCCUGUCCUUAAGGCACCGAUAGUCACAAGUCCCCAGAACGGUGAGAUGUCAGAGAGUUGCAUCCGAACGGAUGGGUCUGAGAAAGAUAUUCAUGCUGCCCCUCGAAGAAGCAUUGAUAAUACAGAGACUGCAGAAGUUUGUGAGACGUUGCUUGAAGAUCAAAGAAAACCUGCACUUGAUCAAGUUGUUUUGCCUGCCAGAACCAAAAACUUAGUUCCUUCAGAACUAGAAGAGGACGGAAGGAACCUCAAAGCCAGGGUUUGCAGAGACCUAGCUGAAGAAUGCUGCACGGAUGUACAACUCAUGAGUGCUCCCAGGAUGACGUCAGUAGGAAGUGGUGAUAAUGUUUGUGUCAGCUGCAAGUUUGGUGGAACGCUCUUGUGUUGCGACGGUGAGGGUUGCAAAAAAAGCUACCAUCUCAAAUGUCUUGAUCCACCCCUAAAGAAUGUGCCAAUUGGUGUUUGGCAUUGUGUCUUCUGUGUUAAGAAGAAGGUGGACUCAGGUGUGCAUUCUCUAUCUGGAGGUGUGGGGUCCAUUUUGGAUGCCAGAGAAGUGGAGUUAGCUGAUUCUGAAGGAGUUCAGAAGCAAUAUUUGGUUAAGUAUAGAUGCCUUGCUCAUGUUCACAACCGUUGGGUUCCAGAGAGUCAGCUUCUUCUUGAAGCUCCAGUUCUUGUUGGAAAGUUCAAGAAGAACCAGGUUGUAAGAUGGAAACCAGAAUGGGCUGUGCCACAACGCCUUCUUCGGAAGAGAUUGUUAAUGUCACCAAAGCAGCGGGCUGAGUAUCUUGGGGAUAGUCAUAGUGACAUCUUAUGCCACUUUGAGUGGUUUGUGAAAUGGAGUGGUCUUGGUUAUGAUGAUGCCACUUGGGAGUUGGAGAAUGAACCAUUUUUGAGGUCAGCCGAAGCUUUGAAGCUUAUAAAGGAUUAUGAAUGUCGCCUUGAGAAGGCAAAAAUGGCAUCUGACCCUACUAGGGCAGAAAAGGUAUUGCAGGAAAGGAGAGGUUCCUUCUUUAAAUUGUUGGAGUUGCCAGGGGAGUGUGAACUUGGACUUGAUACUGACCAUCUAUGUUCUGUGAACAAACUUCGUGAGUAUUGGCACAAGGGACAAAAUGCUGUUUUUAUGGAGGAUCAGGAGCGAGUUACUAGGGUGAUCUUAUUCAUCCUAUCCCUGCAGCCUGUUGUAUGCCGGCCAUUUCUUAUUGUGUCCACUACCUCUGCCCUUUCUGCAUGGGAAGCUGAAUUCCUGCGCUUGGCACCGUCUCUCGAUGUUAUUGUUUACAGUGGAAGCAGAGAUGCUCGGAAGAGCAUACAAAUGCUGGAGUUUUAUGAGGAGGGUCGUUCUGUAAUGUUUCAAGUACUUCUGUCAUCUCUAGAUACCAUUGUUGAGGAUAUAGAAUCACUAAAUUGUGUCAGUUGGGAAGCAAUCAUAGUUGAUGAGUGUCAACUUUCCAAAGUGUCAAAAUCUUUAGAGAAUAUUAAGUUGCUAACCACUUACUUUAAGCUUCUUCUUGUCAAUGGCCCAAUGAAGGAUAGCUUGGUUGAUUACCGCCAUUUGCUGUCUUUCCUUGGUUAUGGAGAUGAUGAGGAAGGUAUUAGUCAUUGUAAGAAUGACUCUAGCGAUAGUAUUGAGAAACUGAAGGAAAGGCUUGCAUGGUUCGUUGCAUCUGAACGUAAAUCAGACUCAUCUAAGUUUGUCGAAUACUGGGUUCCUGUCAAGCUUUCCAGUGUGCAGCUUGAGCAGUAUUGUUAUACGCUACUCUCUAAUUCAGCAUUCCUUCGUUCAUGUUCAAAAAGCUUUGACACUGUUGAGCUCCUUCGUAAUGUUCUUAUUUCUACCAGGAAGUGUUGCGACCAUCCAUAUCUUGUGGAUCCUACUUUGCAGAAAAUGCUUACGAAUGGUCUACCAGUGACCGAGUAUUUGAAUGUUGGAGUAAAAGCUAGUGGCAAGCUACAAGUACUUGAUAAAAUUCUUUCGGAGAUUAAAAAGCAAGGCUUAAGAGUACUAAUCCUUUUUCAGUCAAUUGUUGGCUCUGGCGGAAUCUCUUUGGGGGACUUCUUGGAUGAUGUUGUGCGUCAGAGAUUUGGUGAAGACUCCUAUGAACGUGUUGAUGGUGGGUUGGCCACAUCAAAGAAGCAAGCAGCCAUGAACAAGUUUAAUGAUAAGGAGAAAGGAAGGAUUGUGUUUUUACUUGAGCGUCGUGCUUGCAACCCAAGCAUUAAGCUGUCAUCAGUUGAUAUUGUGAUUCUGUAUGAUAGUGACUGGAACCCGUAUAAUGAUUUGAAAGUUCUACAGAGGAUCACAAUUGACUCACGACAUGAGCAGUUAAAACUGUUCCGUUUGUAUUCGUCGUCUACCUUGGAAGAAAAGGCUCUAAUUCAUGCUAUGCAAGGGAUGACCUUUGAUAGCAAUUUACAGAAUUUAAAUAAUUCUACAAUUCAUAUGUUGCUCAGAUGGGGUGCUUCUCGUCUAUUCAAAGAGUUGAAAGAGUUCCAUGAUUCUUCCCCAUCUUCUGGUUCAAUCAUUUCGUCUGAUCAAGAUGCUGAUGGCGUCUUGAAUCUAGUGAAGGAAUUAUUGGGUUCGCUACCUCAAGCUGCUGGUGGCACAAGUACAAAUAAUUCUUCAAUUGUUGUAAAGGUUAAACAAACUGGGGGGAUAUACUCUAGAGAUACUUGUUUACCUGAUGAGCUGGAAAUGCAGUCAACUGAAGCAGACCUGCCUCACGUCUUCUGGUCAAAACUACUUGAAAGGGAGACCCCUGAGUGGAGAUAUUUGUCGGCUGCAUCCACAUCCCAGAGGUCCCGCAAACGAGUUCAAUAUUUUGAUGGCUCACCAAAAAGGACAAUCCCUGACAAUGAUGAUGUUACAAAGAAGAGGAGGAAACUUGUUAACGGUACCGCUGAUGCGGCCACUCACAGAGCUCUGGUAGAAGAUAAAAGAAAAAUAGGUGGUGCGAACAAGGAAGGAGCGUCUGGAACUCCAGCUGGUAAUGGGUCUCAUUUUCUGGCAAGUCCCACAGUUUCAACUGAUGCUGCCCGUUUUCGCAAUGUUAAUGAAAUCUCAAAUGUACCUGCAUGUUGUAUGAGUGAACCUGAGAAAAGGAGCAAGUCCCUUAAUGCACCCAAAGAUCUUCACAUCUUCUCGAAGCCAGAUAUUUCAGAACUUUGCAAUAUUCUACUAUUUCCGGAGAAUGUCAGCAAGAUGGCUGGAAGGUUUCUUGAAUAUAUUAUUGAUAAUAAUCGAGUCAAUCAGGAGCGAGUGACUCUUAUACAGGCUUUCGAGAUAUCUGUGUGUUGGAUAGCAGCUUCUUUGCUGAAACAUAAGCUAGAUCGGAAGGAAACACUUAAACUUGCAAAGCAGCAUUUGAAUUUUGAGUGUACGGAAGAAGAGGUUUUGGCUAUCUAUGAUAUGCUGCGGAAAAAGAAGAAAUCGUUUUUACGUCAAACAGAAAAUGUUAACCAGUCUACAGACGAACCUGCACGAGUUACAGAUAAUGUGAAACCCCAUAUGCAUGCAAGGGCUCAAUCAGAAAUGCCUGGUCAGCAAGAUCUGGAAGGAGGAGCGAUCAGAGGAACUCCUCAAAGUCAACAUAGUUCCAAUGAAUUUGUCCCCAUCAAACAACUGGCAACCGACUCCGAAGAAGCUAAUGGAUCACCAAACAACGAAAUCUCUAAGAGCAUUUCUCUGGUUAGAAAGAUUCACAUGGAGAGGUGGCUAAAGCUCGCGGCUUACCAGACUAAGGAAAGUAAAGAGUUCGAGGAAGAAAGAGUUAAAAUUGAAAAGGAACAAAUAGCAACAUUAGAUAAAGUGCACAAAUUUGAGUCGGCUCUUAUUCGUCGUCUGCAUCAUCAAAAUUCAGUUAGAUUAGAGAAACUGAAGAAAGUAGAUCAGGAUUUUAACAGCAAAAAAGAUGCUAUCAAGAAUCAUAUGGACGCGGAACUAAAGAAACUUGAGUCAUUACAUCUGGCAGCCAAGAAUGAAGAGACAAGGUUGAAGCAUUACUGGUUGCGAGAAGCAAAAUCUGGAAGGUCUGUGGAUUCAUUUUUGGCUCUGCCGCAGUCGUUGGAUUCUAGAUUCAAGCUGGUAACCGUGCAACUUAAUGAACAAGGUCCUUCAAAAGAACCAAUCACUGGUAGAGAUAGCUCACCCAGACUCAACGACUUGGGAGUCACUGGGCCUUCUGGAACUGUUCGAGGUGAAUCAAUGGUAGACUGUAUCACACCCACUGAAAGACCAGAUGAUUUUGUGAAGUCAACCUUGCAGUCCACUGAUCCCCUCCAAAGUGUGCAAUCUAAUGAUGACACUUCGGUUACGCAACCUAAUGUGCAAUUCCAGCUGGAGGAUUUGGAGUGCUGUGAGCAAGGUCCUUCAGAGGAACCAGUUGAUAGAACUGGCUCACUUAAAGAUAGUGCGAUGGGAGAUGUUGGGCCAUCUGAAAUUGUUCGAGGUCAUGAACCAGUAACAGAGGUCACCAUACCCACCCUCCCAUGUGACCCAUCUAAUGAUGAUAGCUCAGUUACCGACAGAAUUGGUUCACUUAGACUUACUGAGAUGGGAGUUGCUCAGUCUCCUGGAACUGUUCGAGGUCAUGAACCAGUAGUAGUGGACUCCAUAACCACUGAUCCACUUCCCUGUGAUCGAUCUGAAGAUGCCACCACAGCUUUUCUACGUGAUAUGCAAUUUCCUAUUGAAGGUUCAGAGAUUAGUGGUCAAGGUCCUUCAAAAGAACCGGAUGUUGCAAGAACCGGCUCACUUGGACCUAGUGAGGUGAGAGUUUCUGAGGUUCCCGAAACUAUUAGUGGUUAUGAACAGGUAGUAGAGGGAACAUUACCUGCAGAGCAAUUUCCAAUGACUGCACCAGUUAACCCACCUUCUGCUAUGCAAUCGGAGUUGCCUGCAGCCACUGUUUCACCUUCUGAUCUUCUGGAGCGUAACCAGUCAUAUAAUGACAAUUCAGUUUUUUCACAUGCUGGGCCACUUCAAACGGCUGCACCAGCAAAUCCACCCGGAGAUCCCAUCUUGGCCAACUCUUCCAGUCAUGACACUUCAGUUCUUCCGCCUGCUUUGCAAUUGGAGCUGCCUACACUCGUGGAAACACUGCCGUCUGAACAGUCUAGAGUUCCAACAGAUCCCCCAGUUGGAAGUGGCACACGUGUAUCAGAUACUAGAAGCAUGACUUCUUCCCGGACAUCUCAGUCUCCGCUGCCUCAGGACCCUCUUUGUUAUGAACUGGCAAGAAUUCGUAAAGAGGAGGAACAAGUUGUGAAGAUCCACAAAGAAUUGAAAGUGCGGAUCAAUUCUGAUUAUGAGAAGGAGAUGGAAGAGAUUCAUCGAAAGUACAACAAGUUAAAUCACGAUGCUGAUACUGCAUUAGCUCAGAAGAAGAAAUCAAUUGACACAAAUAUUAGUAAAAUUUUGAUGAAUAGGAUGUUAGCCGAGGUGUUUAGGUUCAAAUGUAGUGAAACUACUAGGGCUGCUGGGCCACUAGGAUCACAGCCAGGAGGACACCAGGGACCGUUACAGAACCACCAAUUAUUCCACUCUUCUCAACAAAAUUCCCAGAGAUCUCCGAUGCCCCCUUCAUCUGCAACAACUGCAACCCCAUGUACAACUAUCCAAUCACCUGUGCAGGUGGCUCGCCAAUCAUCAGCUACUUUCUCGAGCAAUAACAUGCCAAUCAGACCUCACUUCAGCACAGGAGGGGCUUUAACAAGUGUAAGCAAUCAAGUAGGAUGCAGACAGUCACAUGCCCCUCACCUGCAACCAUUCAGACCUUCAACAUCGAUGUCAGCAUCGCCCAGUCUGCAACCACCCCAUAACAGCUCAACGUUGCCUGUACAUCUUGCUAAUCUUCCUGGUGGCAGUUCUUCGGGUCUGCAGGUCACGGGUCUCCCGGUUAACUAUGGUGCAGGGUUUAAUAGCAGCACCUAUCCAUCAGAAAGUGCAGGAACACAUAAUAAUUCAUCCUUAGUGAUUGAUACUAUGAUGAAUGACUUCGACAACUUCGGCCUGUGUGGUGGCGGCGGCAGUAUUAACCCUCAAAACCUAUUACCUCCCAUUCAAAGCAUUGACCAAUCUGACAUGUUUGGUAGUCUAAAUUCUAGUGAUCUAUGGGGUCCUGCAACAGCAGCAGCCCAAGGAGAAGUUGUUUGCCUAUCUGACGAUGAGUGAUCUAUACCCUUGUAAGUGAACGAUAUACUAACCCGAGGGAAGGAGGAAUAGAGGGUCCUGUUUGUAGUGUAAAUAUUAAAAGUUGUCCCUUUUUUUCAUCCUUCUUGACAGAUUACCUUUCUAAUCAAAAUGGUGGAUUCUUUAUGCAUUGUUCUAUGUACGUUGUAGACGUGUGUAUCGAUAUCUAACUACUGUAUCAGUGAAACAAGAAAUGAUCUACAUGUAUUCGCCAGUUUCUCC
Molecule: messenger RNA, 7359 nt
Organism: Papaver somniferum (opium poppy)
Lineage: Eukaryota; Viridiplantae; Streptophyta; Magnoliopsida; Ranunculales; Papaveraceae
Product: helicase protein MOM1-like
Exons: 20
Coding region: 199-7119 (2306 amino acids)
Biological process (GO): chromatin remodeling; negative regulation of transcription by RNA polymerase II
Cellular component (GO): nucleus; chromatin
Molecular function (GO): chromatin binding; ATP-dependent chromatin remodeler activity; ATP binding
Source: RefSeq, a predicted model, not a curated record